This is a messenger RNA of Archocentrus centrarchus (flier cichlid), 3415 nucleotides long. It is a transcript of the gene ppm1da, whose product is annotated as protein phosphatase, Mg2+/Mn2+ dependent, 1Da. The transcript has 6 exons. The record is from RefSeq and is a predicted model, not a curated record. Gene Ontology annotation, biological process: protein dephosphorylation. Lineage: Eukaryota; Metazoa; Chordata; Actinopteri; Cichliformes; Cichlidae. The coding region runs from base 115 to 1791 and encodes 558 amino acids. Gene Ontology annotation, molecular function: cation binding; protein serine/threonine phosphatase activity.
ACUACGCUCGAACAUAAACAAAGGCAGGACGUUGUUCUGCAAUUAAGUGUACUGCCUUUUUAUUUUACAUAAUAAAAAUACUGAAAAAUUGGAGUGCGGUUCAUCUCUGGAGCCAUGGAAAACGCAUUACUGAUGCGAGUGAGUGUGUUUACCGACCAAGGAGGCAGGAAGUACAUGGAAGAUGUGACCGAGGUCAUAGUAGAGCCUGAGCCGGGAGAAAAUGAGCCGACUACGGGUGAAUCAGAGGAGAACAGUCGAAGAGACUGUAUGUUCAAUUCUCAGGCUGGGGACAUUCAUCCUGACCGGACUGAUAAAACCGCGGGGUCCCCGCAGGUUUUAAACACAUCCUGUGAACCGCUACGAAUAGAAGACGGGGGCAUAUCGAUAGAGACACCACCACCACCAGGAGGUCCGAACACGCCGCAAAUUGGACCGAGCACCGCAAGUUGUUCCCGCCGCUCUGUAGCAUUCUUCGCUGUCUUUGACGGUCACGGGGGUCGUGAGGCUGCACAGUUUGCCCGGGACUAUUUGUGGGAGUUCAUGAAGAAACAGCGGGGAUUCUGGUCAGACUGUGACCGGGAGGUUUGUUCUGCCAUACGCAAAGGAUUUGUAGCAUGCCACCACGCUAUGUGGAAGAAGCUGCCUGAAUGGCCAAAGACACUCACAGGCCUUCCUAGUACAUCAGGUACCACAGCCAGUGUAGUAGUCCUCAGGGGAAACCGCAUGUAUGUGGCCCAUGUUGGGGACUCUGCGGUGGUUCUAGGUGUUCAGGAUGACCCUUCAGUCCCAUUCAUCAGAGCUGUGGAAGUCACACAGGACCAUAAACCAGAAUUACCCAGAGAGAGGGAGCGUAUUGAAGGACUAGGAGGGAGUGUGAUCAAGAAGUCUGGAGUGAAUCGGGUGGUGUGGAAAAGGCCCAGACUCAGCCACAAUGGUCCAGUCCGUCGCAGCACCGUGAUUGACCAGAUACCAUUCUUGGCAGUAGCUCGAGCUUUAGGCGAUCUGUGGAGCUAUGACUUCUAUAGUGGAGAGUUUGUUGUUUCUCCCGAGCCUGACACUAGUGUGGUGAUCCUUGACCCCAAAAAACAUCGCUACAUCAUCCUGGGCAGCGAUGGUCUUUGGAACAUGGUGCCACCUCAAGAGGCCAUCUCCAUGUGUCAGAAUAAUGAUGAGGAAAUGGCACCAUGCGGGGUCUCGAGUGCCAGGCAGCUGGUCAGCCAUGCUCUGCUGCGGUGGCGCCAGCGUAUGUUACGUGCAGACAAUACAAGCGCCAUAGUGAUUGCCCUGCAACAACCUGGGACCUGCCAGGACACCCUGCACCACGAGGAAGUGCUGCUCGACCUAGCCAAGGUGUCUCAGUGCCCUCCCACCUCCAUAUCCCGUGCAGACACUCCUCUCAUUCAGCGACUUCCUGAGGAAGACUCUCCCUCAGCCACAUGUGAGCUCCUCCCUGCCUUGGAGCGACGAGAUGGACUAUCGGGAAGCAGCAACCUUUAUCACGGGAAUCUCUCUGACCCGUUUGCUCUGACUCCAUUGUGUUCAAACAGCCGCACUGAGCUGCCCACUCUGUCCAGUGCAACGGACAGGACUGUUGGCAGCAGGACGCACACCAGCAAAAGAACUAUUGAUGGAUCAUCAGCACCAUCAGGCCUGCUGGCAAAGAAAGCCCGGCGCAGGACUGCCGAAAGACCGCCGCUGGUUCAACACAAUGCAGAGAAGAAGCAGAAAGAGUCUAAUAACGUCUCCCCCAUUCUCCAGCAGCAUAACAGUACCACAGUGUGCGUGUGCUAAAACACACGUGCACACACCUACACCCAACGCCAACCUGCUGCCUCCCACUGUCACUAUUUCCAGUGGUGCUUCUGUUCUGUCCUGUGGAGGUCGUGGAGAGACUCGUUGUUGCUCGACACUCGAACGUUCAUCCCUUAUAAAAGUUUGUUUCCGAUGAAUUUUGUGUCUUUGUUUUUAAAUUCCUUCCUGAAAUGCUGAUGAAAUGUGUCUUAUGUCACCUCUGUUUCUGGUAACAGUGCUGGUGUAAAAUCUUAUGCAUUUUAUAGCAAGUACUGAAAAGUAAGUUGAACUGUUCAGUUAAAACAAAUAUAUAUAUUUUUAUACAUUCUUUUAUUGUAUGAUGAUGAUAGGGGAAAGUUCCUUUUAGAUGAGCUCCACCUCUGCUUUCACCUCCAACUCAUCACUCCGUCAACACAAUUGUGUGCACACCCUGUGUUAAACAUAUUUAUGUAUUAUUAUCAAUUUAUUUAAUCACUGGAGAUUUGUCUUGAAUAUAAACUCAAGGUGCUGCUACAGUCACAAACCAGUAAGCUAUUACAUUGUGUAUGUUGCUAUAUAAAUACAUGUAAUGUUUUUUUAAAGUACUGAUUUGACAUAACACCCCCCCCCACCCCCCAAAAAAAACAGUGUCUAAUAGUUAAAGAUCUUAAUUGCACUGUGCAUCUUAAGGGAUAAAUCCCCCCCAGUUUGUAAUGAAGCAUUACAGUUGUGUGGUGUCUUGCCUGCUCCACCUACUCAUAUUCCAACAGCCCUCUGCUUCUGCACGUGUCUAUAAAUCGAUGAGCAUCUCUAAAGGUGUCUGAAGGUUUCUUCAGUUUGGAGGCACUGAACAAAAAUGUUUACAAGUAACAUUUAUUGGAUCAUCCUGCCACCGUUGUAGCUCAUUUGUAAGAGAACACCACCCCCUGUUGUGUUGUUUAGGCUGAUUGAUAGGUUUCUUUAACCUGCUCCUUCCUACAUGCCAGUGUCCCUCCAUGCUGCAGCUGCAGUUGUGCUGUUAUCGAUGUAUGCACAAGGCUCGUUUGUGAUUAAAUACACUCUGCAUAGAUGGGAGUUUGUAACAGAAUUGUUUUGCGCUAUUAUGGUGACCUUAAUUGUCUUUUGAAGGUAGUUUUUUGUUUUUUUUGUUUUGUUUUUUUUUAACAAUGCAGCUAGUCUUGGAUUUUAUUCUGAAAUGGAGAAGGUCAAGUAAUAAAUAAUCAAAUCCUUUUAGAAUGGAUUCCUCACUGAGCUGAGUGUAGUUAGAAAAACGUGACAGUGCCCUGUAUGAUUCUGAUAAUUCCUGCAAGACCAUUACACAGGAAAGAUGAACAUUUCAGUCUUUGUUACAUGAUAAUGUAUCUUCACUGAGCUAAGUGCAAUUUCUGACAGGACUUUGUAGCAUUAUGGGUUGUUUGAAUCAUACAAUGGUGAGACAUGCUCUCUGCAAAUACAGUCUGUUGCUUGGCUUGGAAUUCCUUGAUUCUGAAUUUGAUAUAUUUUUGAGAAUUCCCUUCAGUCUUUGUCUCCUCAGUAACUCUGUUAAAUACUCACCUCCCUGAUUCAGAAAGCUGUGCUAACAGCAAAAAAGUGCAUGUGUACAGUGUAAAUGUGAAAAACACUUAUCUGGCAAUUAACCUAUUUA